CAGAGGCUGCCAAAAGCAUCUCUCCCGGUGUGUGUGUGUUUAACCGUAGUUGCUUUCUCUCACGACUGCAGAGCGGGCAGCUUCCGUGGUGCAUCCCGUGUGGCCGGCAAUCUGUGGUGAGAGGAAAUUCAGGGGGCCACGCUGCCAGAAGCUGUGACAGAAGAGCCCCCAGAAGCAACCCACAGUGAGAAGAUGAUGGCAUGUACAGAGAUGCUGACUAUGUGCUUGCUUUCUGGCAAGCAUGCUUACAGCCUCAAAUCCCCAGAGAGCCCACAGCACUGUGGCAAAGGACUAGCAAUUUUCCACGAUAUUUUUCGACGAGCUGACAAGAAUGAUGAUGGGAAGCUGUCAUUUGAAGAGUUUAAGAAUUGUUGUGCUGAUGGCAUCCUCAGCUCUGAAGAACUAUGGGAACUGUUCAGCAGGAUUGACAGGCAUCAUUCAGGGAAUUUAGAAACCGAGAAGUUCUGUGAUUAUUUCUCAGAACAUCUUGGAGAAUACAGGCACGUCCUGUCAGCUUUGGAACAACUCAAUACUGCUGUCUUGUCAGCCAUGGAUAAAACCAAACUGGUGUAUGAGAGCUCCUCCAAAAUGGAACAGUUUGUGACCCGCUUUUUACUGCGUGAGACAAUGAACCAACUACAGUCCCUGCAGGUCUCACUGGAGUGUGCUGCAGACACCAUAGAAGAGCAAGCUGGCCGGGAAAAGUACAGCAGCUCUCUGAGGAAUGAUAUGAAGAAACCAGAACCUCUUGUUGGCCCACGUGCUUUGAAAAGAUGUGGUCGUAGAGCUCAGAAGAAUAUCUGCUUGUCUCCUACAGAUCCUUAUUCAGGGAUGUUGACCACAGGGGUUCGUGUGGAUGCUGACAGCCAGUGGACUUGUCAGAAGGACCAAGUGCAGCAGCUCAUUGACAAACUGGAAUGUAAGAGUCCAAGGCUGGAACCUCUGAAAGACGAUGGGGUCUGCAAAGAAAGAGAUUCUCACAUUUUGGUGGCACAAAGACAGAUUGCAGUGGCAGAAAGUGGAUUGGAGGCAUUUCACCAAGCUCUCCAGUCCUACACAGAAAUCACAGCUGGACAGAGCAGCUGCCUACACAUCUCUGCCCACAAAUUGGUGAGUGAUGCCUGCAUCAUCCUCUAUGAAUUUUGGCAAGAUGUAUCUUCAUGGAGAAGCCACCUGCAAUCAAAUUAUAGCAAGAAAUUCCAGCAGGCCAUCACUGACAUACUCGACUCUCCAGACCUUUUGACCACCAUGUUGUUGCCAGCUUCUUGGUGGAUCAUGAACAAUAAUUGAUUGUCCCAUGGUGCUUCCUCAAGGCUGCCAGCAUGUGGAUGAAUCAAGCACUGCCUUUCCAAGCCAGCCUUCCUUGUGUCCAGAGUUGUCCUUCCUCAUCCCAUUCUCUUUCAAGGCUGCUUUUCUUCUCUUUGUUAUUAUGAAAUGCUUCCUUUUUCUCCCCUGCAUCUGUGAGACUAAGACAGCACUUUUGAAUGCAUCCCACCACCCUUGUGUGAAUAUCACCUGCAUUCCUCCUUCCAUUCCGAAAUGAGAUUAUUAUCCACAAUUAUAUGAUAGUCUUGGUAGCUUUGAGGAUAUAAGAACAAGUUGUGACCGAAGCUUAUAGAUGGUGAUAAUGACCGUUAGUUGUCUUUCUACUGAAAUCAAAUGAUGCAUAGAGAGGGGAUAAUUCACGUACACUCUGGCGUGGUUUGAAUAGAUGCUGAUGGAGGGGAUUCUCUUCUCUAUGGUCAACAUCAAAAUGUUGAUAUCAUGGGAGGCUACUGCAGAAUCUACUUAGAUGCUAUUCCAGCCCCUUUAAUGUCUUUUAAAUAGAACUGUUGUCUUGUAUCACUUGAUUAGAACAGGGUCAUCAAACUUGUGACAUUCUAGAUGUCGGGCUGCAGUGCCCAUCAGCCUUAGCCUCCUUGGCCUAUAAGGAUAAAGGUUGGGAGUUGUAGUCAAACCAUACCUAGAGGGGGACCAAUUCACCACCUCUGGAUGGGACAGUUUUUUCUGCAGCCUGACCAACUUUCCAGGUUUUUUUAACCAGACCUAAUUGCUAGAUACUCAAAUUAUAAGUUCCAAAAUACAGAAUUCACAUUUGAAUUUGUAUGUUUGCAUCCUUUGAAUUUAGAAGCAAUGCAUAAAUCUCUGCAAUACUGUGCAUUUUGCUACAGAGUGUUGCAAUCCUUAAUGUUGUAAAAUGUUAUUUUUCUUUUAAAAAUAGUUAUUAUGCAAAUGAAAUCAGCAAAAAGAAGACGUAGCUUGGCUUCACAUCUGAUGAAUGGCAUCUUCAAGCACAUCAAACAGCUUGAAAUGCUGCUAUGCUGUCAUCUAAGAAUGGCUAGCAGUUUUUUUUCCUCAGGGGCCACUCAUUUCUUAAGUUAGGGGCUCAAGGGCCAAAAGCUAUCUUGGUGGGUGAACUGAGUGGUGUUUAAGUUGCACAAUAAAAUGGAUGUCAUCUAAUAAUAAUCAUGUGCUGUCGAGUCAAUUCUGACUGAUGGCAAGCUUUUUAGGGGUUUCCUGGUAGAGAAUAUU
Molecule: messenger RNA, 2532 nt
Organism: Pogona vitticeps (central bearded dragon)
Lineage: Eukaryota; Metazoa; Chordata; Lepidosauria; Squamata; Agamidae
Gene: NECAB3
Product: N-terminal EF-hand calcium binding protein 3
Biological process (GO): regulation of amyloid precursor protein biosynthetic process
Cellular component (GO): cytoplasm; endoplasmic reticulum; Golgi cis cisterna
Molecular function (GO): calcium ion binding
Source: RefSeq, a predicted model, not a curated record